Messenger RNA from Euleptes europaea (tarantolino), 3207 nucleotides. RefSeq names its product slingshot protein phosphatase 1 (gene SSH1). The record is from RefSeq and is a predicted model, not a curated record. Gene Ontology annotation, cellular component: cytoplasm. The transcript has 15 exons. Gene Ontology annotation, biological process: actin cytoskeleton organization; protein dephosphorylation; negative regulation of actin filament polymerization. Gene Ontology annotation, molecular function: protein tyrosine/serine/threonine phosphatase activity; actin binding. Lineage: Eukaryota; Metazoa; Chordata; Lepidosauria; Squamata; Sphaerodactylidae. Bases 1 to 3207 code for a protein of 1068 amino acids.
AUGGCGCUCGUCACCCUCCAGCGCUCGCCCACCCCCAGCGCCGCCUCCUCCUCGGCCAGCAACAGCGAGUUGGAGGUUGGCAGCGAUGAAGAACGGAAACUGAAUCUGAGCCUGAGCGAAAGCUUUUUUAUGGUGAAAGGUGCUGCAUUAUUUCUCCAGCAAGGCAACAGCCCUCAAGGCCCACGGAGUCUUCCUCACCCUCACAAACAUGCAGGUGACUUGCCACAGCACCUCCAGGUGAUGAUCAACCUCCUUCGGUGUGAGGACAGAAUCAAACUGGCCGUGCGUUUGGAAAGUGCCUGGACAGACCGAGUGAGGUACAUGGUGGUUGUCUACAGCACUGGGCGCCAAGAUACCGAAGAGAACAUCCUGCUGGGAGUGGACUUUUCCAGCAAAGAGAGCAAAAGCUGUACCAUAGGGAUGGUUUUGCGCCUGUGGAGCGACACGAAGAUGCAUCUUGAUGGCGACGGUGGAUUUAGCGUCAGCACUGCAGGGAGGAUGCAUAUCUUCAAGCCGGUUUCCGUGCAAGCCAUGUGGUCUGCCCUGCAGAUCCUCCACAAGGCCUGCGAGGUUGCUCGGCGGCACAACUACUUCCCGGGCGGGAUGGCACUCGUCUGGGCCACCUACUACGAGAGCUGCAUCGCCUCCGAACAGAGCUGCAUCAACGAGUGGAAUGCCAUGCAGGACCUGGAGUCGACCCGCCCUGACUCGCCAGCCUUAUAUGUGGACAAGCCAACUGAGAGGGAGCGGGCAGAACGCCUCAUCAAGGCCAAACUCCGGAGUAUCAUGAUGAGCAAAGACCUGGAAAAUGUGACCUCCAAAGAAAUACGGAAUGAGCUGGAGAAGCAGAUGAGCUGCAAUCUGAAAGAAUUCAAGGAAUUUAUUGACAACGAGAUGCUGCUGAUCCUAGGGCAGAUGGAUAAACCCUCCCUCAUUUUUGAUCAUCUAUACUUGGGUUCUGAAUGGAAUGCCUCCAACCUGGAGGAACUCCGGGGCUCUGGCGUCGACUACAUCUUAAAUGUCACCAGGGAAAUCGAUAACUUUUUCCCUGGCUUGUUUGCGUACCACAACAUAAGAGUCUACGAUGAAGAAACGACAGACCUCCUUGCCCACUGGAAUGAGGCCUACCACUUCAUAAAUAAAGCCAAGAAAAAUCACUCCAAGUGUCUGGUCCAUUGCAAAAUGGGUGUCAGUCGCUCUGCGUCUACGGUCAUCGCCUAUGCCAUGAAGGAAUGUGGCUGGUCCUUGGAAAAAGCCUAUAAUUACGUGAAACAGAAGCGCAGCAUCGCCAGGCCGAACGCUGGCUUCAUGAGGCAGCUCUUGGAAUACGAAGGCAUUUUGGAUGCCAGCAAGCAGCGCCAUAACAAGCUGUGGAAGCACCAGUCGGAUGACCGCCUCCGCCAGAACUCAGAUGGCUCCAGCAGCCCCAGCACCUUCCUGAUGGAGAAUCUCGAGGUCGACCUGGAACCUCCCUGCCAGCCGGCCUGUGCAGAUCCGCGAGUGAGCCAAGAAGCCGUGGGCUUCCAUUACUGCUUUAGGCACCUCUCCGACUCUCUGCCUGGCAACAGGGAAUCCUUUUUCCAGGUGGAAGAUACGGAGCGAGACGGGCCUCUGGAGGAGGCUGAUGCUGCAGCGGACCUCCCUUUCCCGGGCUUCUCAGACAAGCCUGCAGUGGAAAAACGGAAGGGCAAGGAGAGGGUGGAGGUCUCUGGCCUCGGAGAGAAACCAGCCAAGAAGAAAUCUGAGAUCAGCCUCCUGAAAGACGUGGCCAUGCCCAGUCUUGCCAUGCCGGAAGAGGAAGUCCCCCGAGAGGAGAAGCCCAUGGAGAGGUGGAAGCGGCGCUCGUCCGUGCAGGAGGAGGAGAGCAGGCUGAACUGCGAGAACCUGAAUAACAACAACAGCAAGAGGAGCUGCCCUGAGGAUUUUGAGCAUGAUGCCAUCUUUGGAAUCCUCAACAAAGUGAAACCUUCCUACAAAUCUUGCGCCAGCUGCAUGUAUUCCUCACCCAGCACCUCUGGAGAAGCCUUUGGGGAAUCGUGUGAGGACCUGCAUUCGGUUCCUCCGUGCCACAGUUCCGCCGUCUGCACGCAGCCCUCGUUCCUGACCCAGGGGACGCCUGUGUUUUUAGAGCAGGAGCUUCGGCAGUCGCCUCCUAUGGAAAUCCAUGGGGCUAAAACCGGUGCUUUGCCUUCAGUGCUGGCCGAGAGUAACUUGCAGGAUGUUGACAGCGUGAAACCUUUAGCCAGUUGGCCGUUUGAUACCCUGGAGAAGGCCAAAGAUGUAUCAAAAGCACCCGCUGGGGACUUGCUUGGCCAGAGGAAUUCUCUGUGUGAGAGGAAUGCCCUCUUCGGCGAAGUCCCGAAAGAGGACUCUUCUCCAAGGAAAGAGGUCAGACCCACAAAGGACCUGAAGUACUUGCUGUUCAGUAAAGAUUUAGAAAAACCAACCAGCAACAGCUACUUGAUGCAGCAUCAGGAGUCGCUGAUUCAGCUGCAGAAGGCAGGGUUGGUUCGGAAGCACACCAAAGAGCUGGAGCGCCUGAAGAGCCUGCCCUCGGAGACGGCGGGGCAGGUGAGGGAGUGUCCUGGGAACCCCUCCAACGCUGCCAUACCUGAAGAGACCCCAGACUUAGUGACUCAGCAACGUCAACUACCUCUUCGGGAGCUGCUGCUUGCAGCCCCUCGAGACACAGAACAUCACCCUGAGAAGCUACAGAAAACCCUCCCUGCAGGGGGGGUGUCACAGAAAACCUCCACGCCCCUCCUCUGCAAAGCUGACCACAUGAGCAGUUUCACAAAAGACUUUCUGAAGACCAUUUGUUACACACCCUCCUCGUCCAGGAGUUCCAACCUGACGCGGAGCUCCAGCAGCGACAGCAUUCACAGCGUGCAUGGGAAGCCCGGCCUGGUGAAGCAGCGGACCCAGGAAAUCGAGACCCGGCUGCGGCUGGCAGGGCUGACCGUCUCGUCUCCCUUGAAACGCUCCAACUCCCUGGCCAAGUUGGGGAGUCUGAAUCUGUCCUCGGAGGACCUGACGAGCGAAGGGGACCCGUCUGCACUUACGGAUGGGAAGGAGGCCCGACCGGGCGAGACCUCCGGGCUCUGCGACUUACGGUCCGCUUGGAAGAAUGCAGAAGUGGGCACUGGGCUGCCGGGGAAAUCCAUUGUGGGGAAGUUGAAGAGCACGCUUUGGGAGGGGAAAAGCUGA